Messenger RNA from Entrophospora candida, 196 nucleotides. The record is from the annotation of a GenBank genome assembly. NCBI's taxonomy places the organism in Eukaryota, Fungi, Glomeromycota, Glomeromycetes, Entrophosporales, Entrophosporaceae.
UGUUCUAUACUUUCGUGAGGACAAUGUCUCACCUUGUCCAAGUUUUCCUUGUGCAAAGACUUUUCUUUCAGAACAAGAAGCCAAUUGUUUAAUGGGAAUAGUGAGGGCUGCCAUUAAAGAGGAAAAGGAAAAUAUCAACAAAUCUGCUGAAUCUUUUCUUAAAGCAUUAUUAUUAUCAGAUUUAACCAGUAUUUGA